UAUGCCGGCUUUGAAUAGUUAAUUCUCAUACUAUUCCUCCUACCCCAAAUAAAAGCUAUGAAUAUGAGAAUGGAAAAGUCUUUUGUUCUCAGUUUCACCACGGGUUCAUCUGUCCACGAUUCUGUCAGUUUCAAGCUUCUUUGAUUUUUAUUCUCUUUUUCUGUCCACUCUUCCUCCAUUUCUAUCACAAGCUUCCGAAAACAUUUCUUCUAUAUAUUAGAGAUUUUCAUCCAUCCUAUAUCCCACAUUCAAAUCUCAGCAAAUUUUCUCCUUUUUUCAUUCAGUAAUUAAAUAUGAAGACUUUAACAACCUGCCUUCUUAUCAUUUUCUUCUUCGGCACCGGCAUGGUUGCCUCCGAUCCCGACAUGCUCCAAGACAUCUGUGUGGCUGAUCUCUCUUCAGCUGUUAAGAUGAAUGGGUUCGCCUGCAAAGCAGCUGCAAAUAUAACAGCACAAGAUUUCUUCUUCACUGGUUUAUCUAAACCAGGUAAUGUCACCAAUGCUGUUGGUUCAGUGGUAACACCUGCUAAUGUCGAAAAGAUACCAGGUCUUAACACCCUUGGUGUUUCUAUGGCCCGUGCGGAUUACUUACCCGGAGGACUUAAUCCGCCACAUGUUCAUCCACGAGCUACUGAGAUUGUGUUUGUCUUGGAAGGAUCAAUCGAUGUUGGAUUUAUUACUACUAGUAAUGUGCUCAUCUCUUAUUCCCUCAAGAAAGGUGAGGUCUUUGUGUUCCCAAAAGGUUUAGUUCAUUUCCAGAAGAACAACGGUGAUAAGCCUGCUUCGGCUCUGGCUGCUUUCAAUAGCCAAUUCCCUGGUACUCAGUCUAUGGCUAUGGCUCUUUUCGGUGCAAAACCAGCUGUUUCUGAUAAUGUGUUGGCUCAGGCAUUCCAGAUUGAUGCCACCGAAGUUCAGACAAUCAAAUCAAAAUUUGCACCCAAGUAGUGGUAACAUAUUACGAUUGAAUUGGUUUCUUCGUCGGAUUGGAUCAAACUGUAUUCCUUAUAAAUAAACUUGUUGCAGAUGGCAAUAUGUAUGUAUCAAAAUUAUGCAGACUGUUUUUUUUUUCCCGCUUUUGAUUGGUUUUUGCGAAACAUGUAAACAAUAAUAAUGAGAAGCUCACCAAUUCACAAUA
This is a messenger RNA of Papaver somniferum (opium poppy), 1134 nucleotides long. Its product is annotated as germin-like protein subfamily 2 member 1. NCBI's taxonomy places the organism in Eukaryota, Viridiplantae, Streptophyta, Magnoliopsida, Ranunculales, Papaveraceae. Gene Ontology annotation, cellular component: cell wall; plasmodesma. The transcript is spliced from 2 exons. The coding region runs from base 294 to 944 and encodes 216 amino acids. The record is from RefSeq and is a predicted model, not a curated record. Gene Ontology annotation, molecular function: manganese ion binding. Gene Ontology annotation, biological process: plasmodesmata-mediated intercellular transport; regulation of root development.